CGGAGCGGCGGGGCGGGCCGGGCCCGUUCGCAUCCCCCCAUCCCCGCCCCGCCGCCGGGCUGCCCAGCGCUGCCAGGCAUCGCCAGCCGCCGAGCCACCACCGCCGGAGCGCCCCGGCCCGUCCCGCCGAUGGCACCGCGCUGCCGCCGCCAAGGAGGACGCUGCUGACCGGGUGCCCCAAGCCCCAGGUUGUGCUGCCCACGGGCUCUGCUGGACGAUGCCAUGGCCGUGACGAUGUGACCGAGCGGCUGGCACCGAGCCUGGCACGGCAGCACCGGCCACCGGUGGCCCCCGCCGCGGGCCCAAGAUGAGCGAUGGCGUGUGGAUCUCGCUCAGCCCCGCCGAGUUCGCCCAGCUGCAGCAGUACACGGACUACUCCACCAAGAAGCUCAAGGAUGUUCUGGAGGAGUUCCACGGCGAYGGUGUCCUCUCGAGGUACAACCCCGAGCAGCCCAUUGACUACGAGGGCUUCUGCCUCUUCAUGAAGACCUACCUGGAGGCRGAUGUGCCCGAGGAGCUCUGCCAGCACCUCUUCACCUCCUUCAGGCGUAARAUCUGCCAAGGCUCCCCCGAGAGCCAGCAGCAGAGCCCUGGUGUGUCACAGCACAGCGCCCUGGGGAUCAAUGGGAAAACCCUUCGGAGCGCCCUGGGCCGCCACGCUGCCGAGCCCAAGAGCUGCCCCAGCGGCCCCGAGCCGCAGCCCGCAUCCCUCACCCCGGCAUCCAUCGCCAACGCCUCCCCCAGCUGGUCCAGAUCAUCCUCCCAGAAAUCCACCGCGGGCGCCGCCUCUGCGCACAACUCCUCRGGCUCCUCCAAGAUCUCCUCCGUGUCCCUGCGCGGCCCUCAGUCCCCAGGCACGAGGAGCGUGGAGAAGAGGUUACCCUUCAGCCUGCGGAAAAACGCCAGCUCCCUGAAAGCCACCCCGCCUCCUCCUCCCACCCCSUUGGCCCAGGUGGUCCAUCUCAAGGACAUCGUCUGCUACCUGUCCCUGCUGGAGAGGGGACGGGCAGAAGACAAGCUGGAGUUCAUGUUUCGCCUCUACGACACCGAUGGGAACGGCCUCCUGGACAGCUCGGAGCUGGACCGUAUCAUCAACCAGAUGGUGCACGUGGCCGAGUACCUGGAGUGGGACUCCACYGAGCUGAAGCCUAUCCUGAAGGCUAUGAUGGAGGAGAUCGAUUACAACCACGAYGGGACGGUGACGCUGGAGGAGUGGAUCCGGGGGGGAAUGACCACCAUCCCCUUGCUGGUGCUCCUGGGGAUGGAGACGAACGUCAAGGACGAUGGGCAGCACGCCUGGAGGCUGAAGCACUUCAAGAAACCCGCCUACUGCAACUUCUGCCGCACCAUGCUGCUGGGGGUGCGCAAGCAGGGCCUCUGCUGCUCCUUCUGCAAGUACACGGUCCACGAGAGGUGUGUGUCCAAAGACAUCGCUGCCUGCAUCAGCACCUACGUGAAAUCCAAGAGAAACACGAGCGUGAUGCAGCACACGUGGAUCGAGGGCAAUUCCCCCGCCAAGUGCGACCGCUGUCACAAGAGCAUCAAGUGCUACCAGGGCAUCACCGGCCUGCACUGCGUCUGGUGCCAAAUCACCCUCCACAACAAGUGUGCCUCCCACGUCAAGCCRGAGUGUGAUGGGGGCCCGCUGCGGGAUCACAUCUUGCUCCCAUCCUGCAUCUGCCCAGUUGUCCUGGACAGGCAGUCCCACUGCCGGCGAUCAGAGAGCGACUCCCCUGCCAGCACCAGCCCCGAGGACAGCCAGGGCUUCAAGUUCAACUCCACCACAGUGGAUGGGCAAGGGCUGCAGAUCAACCCUCAGCCUGGGACGCACCCACUCCUGGUGUUUGUGAACCCCAAGAGUGGAGGAAGGCAAGGGGAACGGGUCCUCCGGAAGUUCCACUACCUGCUCAACCCACGCCAAGUGUACAACCUGGAUCGCGGCGGGCCCGCGCCAGGGCUCAACUUCUUCCGGGACACUCCGGAUUUCCGCGUGCUGGCCUGCGGAGGGGACGGCACCGUGGGCUGGAUCCUGGACUGCAUMGAUAAGGCAAACCUGGUGAAGCACCCGCCGGUGGCUGUCCUGCCCCUGGGGACGGGCAAUGACCUGGCACGGUGCCUGCGCUGGGGAGGAGGCUACGAAGGAGGCAACCUGAUGAAGGUCCUGAAGGACAUAGAGCACAGCACGGAGGUGAUGCUGGACCGCUGGCAUAUAGAUGUCAUUCCCAGUGACAARGAGGCCAACGGGGAUCCCGUCCCAUCCACCAUCAUCAACAACUACUUCUCCAUCGGGGUGGACGCCUCCAUCGCCCACCGCUUCCACAUCAUGCGAGAAAAGCACCCUGAGAAAUUCAACAGCAGGAUGAAGAACAAGCUGUGGUACUUUGAGUUCGGGACGUCCGAGACCUUCGCAGCCACGUGCAAGAAGCUCCAUGACUAUGUUGAGGUUGAGUGCGAUGGGACCCUGCUGGACCUGAGCAACACCUCCCUGGAGGGCAUCGCCGUGCUCAACAUCCCCAGCAUGUACGGCGGCUCCAACCUGUGGGGCGAGACCAAGAAGCAGCGYGGCUACAGCCGGCUGGGCAAGAAGGUGCCCGAGAAGGUGCCUGGCACCGUGGUCACCGAUGCCAAGGAGCUGAAAUUCUGCGUGCAGGACCUCAGCGAUCACCUGCUGGAGGUGGUGGGGCUGGAAGGCGCCAUGGAGAUGGGGCAGAUCUACACGGGGCUGAAGAGCGCGGGGAAGAGACUGGCUCAGUGCUCYUCUGUCAUCAUCAGGACGUCCAAGCUGCUGCCCAUGCAGGUGGAUGGGGAGCCCUGGAUGCAGCCGUCCUGCACCGUCAAAAUUACACAUAAAAGCCAGGUGCCCAUGCUGCUGGGCCCCCCUCAGAAGAGCAGCUUCUUCUUCCUGAAGAGGAGAAACCGAACUCGGGAUUAAAGCAGCGUCCAAGGCUCCGCAGCCCGGAGGCACUCGGUGUCCCCAACACCUGCCCGAUGCAGGGGUCCCAAAUCCCCAUUCUGUGUCGGGGACAGAAACCYCCUCUCCAAGCCCAGUGGGGAUUUUUUAUCCUGGGAAGGUCUUGUGGGCUCCUUCCCAAUCAUCACGAGCAUCCUCUCAGGCUGGGAUGGARGAAGGGGGUGAAGGCAUGCAGGGAGCACAUUCCCUGGAGCAGCACCAGGACUGGGAUUUUUUUUCCCCCAUUAUUUAAAUACCCUYCAGCCGAGCUGCCAGGGAAUGUGCUCCUGAGGCAGCACCAAGCUCCACUUAUUUAUUUCUCAUCCUCCUGAAGGCCACUCGAUGUCUYGCUGCGCUGGCUUUCUGUCCCCCAAUCCUUGCAGUGGGAGGAAUUAUUUAUUUCCUUAGCCUAGGGGAGCCGUCCUGGCCCCUCACCUCUGUGCUGUGGGGUUUAAGAGAGGUGCAAGGAGCCACUGCUGCCAGACCAGUGAGCCACAGGGUGUGGGACAGGCUGGGGACAGACAGAGCACAGGGACAAGUGUGSGAUGGAUGGGAGGAAGCUGUGUUUUUACAGGGAAAUGGCAAAAAAAAAGGGAUUUUGGGGGGAGCUGCCCCAGCUCUGGGCUUUGUGUUCAUAUUUAUGUAUUUAUUUAGCAAACUUUGAGGGGACUCUGGGGGUCACCUUUUGAUGAGCCYGGACUGGACACAGACACCACCUCCCUUCUCUGCUGACUCUCCUUCCUUCCACAUGGACUUUCCUCUCUCCUGAAGCCUGCCAGCCUGCACCRGGGGCUGGAGACCCUGGGGACAGACAUCCAGAAACUCCUCUCACUUGAAAGUGYCCCCAGCAUCUUUGACAUGUCCCCAUGUGCUCUGCCAGGCUGGUGCUCACCCUGGGUGACGGGUGCUGCCUCUGAUGCUCCUGGAUGGCCGCAGGGAGCGGGGCAGCUGAUUGCACCUCAGUUUCUGUAGGGCCAGGACUCCCCACAACCCUCUCCACAUCCGAGAAGCCUCCCAGGUGCUGCUGUCUGCGUGACUGGGGCCCACUGGGAUGCACAGGCAGGAUUUGGUGCCAUCACCCACGGAUGGACAGAUCAGGGGAUGCAGCUUCUGUCCAG
Molecule: messenger RNA, 4068 nt
Organism: Malurus melanocephalus (red-backed fairy wren)
Lineage: Eukaryota; Metazoa; Chordata; Aves; Passeriformes; Maluridae
Product: diacylglycerol kinase beta-like
Exons: 25
Coding region: 308-2932 (874 amino acids)
Biological process (GO): diacylglycerol metabolic process; intracellular signal transduction; lipid phosphorylation
Cellular component (GO): plasma membrane
Molecular function (GO): calcium ion binding; ATP-dependent diacylglycerol kinase activity
Source: RefSeq, a predicted model, not a curated record